Messenger RNA from Ziziphus jujuba (common jujube), 1149 nucleotides. Its product is annotated as receptor-like protein 43. The transcript is spliced from 4 exons. The coding region runs from base 1 to 1149 and encodes 382 amino acids. The record is from RefSeq and is a predicted model, not a curated record. Gene Ontology annotation, molecular function: protein binding. NCBI's taxonomy places the organism in Eukaryota, Viridiplantae, Streptophyta, Magnoliopsida, Rosales, Rhamnaceae.
AUGGCAUGCUACAACCAUUUGUCUGGAGCCAUUCCUACCUUCUUGGGUGAAUUAAGUGAGCUUAAAUCAUUGCACCUAAACGACAACAAUCGCUACGGACAGCUCCCAUCAUCUUUCCAAAACUUAUCGAGUUUGGAGACCCUAAAUCUUGGAAACAACAGAUUAAAGGGUAGAAUUCCACCAUGGAUUGGGAAAGGAUUUGAAAAUCUAAGAAUUCUUAGCUUGAGGUCUAAUUCAUUUUCAGGAGAACUUCCAGCUCUGUUAUCAAAUUUAAGUUCACUACAAGUCCUGGAUGUAGCAGAAAAUCAGUUGACAGGCAGUAUUCCAGCUAGCUUUGGACAUUUUAAAGCUAUGUUACAAGCCCAAAUCAUUAACCGUUAUCUAUUGUAUGGGGCUGCCCCUACACACCAAAAUUCCGAAACUAGGAAGCAUCCUGAUAGCUACGUAGGUACUCAUAUUUCAUGUUUAUCAACAAGUACCAUGCAGCUUGGCAACUACUAUGAAAGCUUUAUUGUAAAUAUGAAAGGCCAACUCCUAAGAUACACCAAGACCCUCUCUCUUGUAACCAUGCUAGACCUCUCAGGGAAUAACUUGAGUGGAGAUCUUCCUAUAGAAAUGACAAACUUGUUGGGUUUGAUCGUUCUCAACUUGUCAAGAAACCAUUUCACUGGUCACAUUCCCAAAAGCAUUUCGAAGCUGAAGCAAUUGUAUUCUCUUGAUCUCUCAAGUAAUAUGUUCUCCGGCGCUAUUCCUCAAAGCUUGGGGCCACUCUCAUUCCUGGGAUGUUCACGUUUGAUGAAUCCUCUUUUGCUGGAAAUGUUGGCCUUUGUUGGAAAUGUUGGCCUUUGUGGUGGUCCACUUGCUGUAAAAUGUCCAGGUGAUGACAAAAAUGGGAAAUCGGAUAAGGAAUGGAUGACUCCCAUGGAUACUGGUAAUGGUGACAGCUUCACUGAUAAGUGGUUUUAUUUGAGCAUUGGAUUGGGAUUUGCAGCUGGAAUUCUUGUCCCGUAUUUGAUAACGGCAAUGAGAAAACCGUGGAGUGGAGCCUACUUUGAUGUUGUUGAUAAAGCUGUGGAUAGAAUACUAUAUCUGUGGUUGAAAUAUAGAACCAUAAAGCAGAGGACUAGAGGGAAUCAGCGAAGAAGAUAA